Messenger RNA from Didymodactylos carnosus, 1938 nucleotides. The record is from the annotation of a GenBank genome assembly. NCBI's taxonomy places the organism in Eukaryota, Metazoa, Rotifera, Eurotatoria, Philodinida, Philodinidae.
AUGCAUCGUACGCGUGAUAUAUCAGCACCAAAAUCAUACAAUAAUGGUGGCGGUGGUGGUCAUGUUAAAAGACAACGCGAACUUACAUCGAUAACAAAUAAUCUAUUGUUAGCUAAAACAUUAGCUAUGGCUUCAACAACCAUGCCAUCACUCCCACGACAGACUCUAUCAAUGAGUUCAAUAAAAGAAAAUAUUCCUAUCAACGAAUCAACAUCAAAUGUCGAAAUACCAUCACAAUUCCAACAACAACAGCAACAAAAAGCAGCACUUCAUACAUUACAAUUAACGGCUGCGCUAAAUGAUCCAACAUUUAUAAAUUAUUAUCAAACAUUAGUUAAUAAAAACAUGACAAAUCACAACAAUCAUUUCGAUAAUUUACCUAGUAACAAUUUAUCUAUCAUUCAUAAUUCUAAUUUAAAUUAUUCAUCUACUUAUUUAAAUACAAAAAAUCACAAUAAUUUGGAUUCUUCUUCUUCAUUAGUUAAUUUAUCAUUACCUUGUAGUAUGUUAACACAAAAGGAAUCGAAACGGACAACAUCAGAUUCGUCAACAAUGACGUAUUUAUGUCGUUUUCGUUUACGCAAUCGUCUAAUUGAAAUACCAACAAGUGAAUAUAAUUUGACACAUGACUAUUUAAAACAAUUAAUUAUUCGUGAAUUUCAAUUACAACAAAUACCAAAACAUAUGCUAAUUAUACAAAUGUGGAAUGAAAAAUAUCGGGAAUAUAUUGAUAUUGAAUCAUUUAAACGUUUUCCAGAUGAAGGACGAUUACAAGUGUUAAUAGAAAAAGAUUUAAAUAGUUCAACUAAUGAAAAUAGUGAAUCAACAACGUCAAAAACAUUAAACAGUUUAUCAACGACACCAACAAAUAGCGAUGGGAAUAAUAUUAAAAGUUCAAUGAUUACUCCUGCACCAAUGCUAACAAAUCAAUGUACAACGCCUACUAUUACGGCAACAACAUCGUUACCUACAACACCGAUGACAAUUUUAGAUGAAAACAACGGUAAUUAUCCAUCGACUUUGAGUACAGUAACAAAUCGUCAUAAUAAUAAUAAUAAUGAUGGUGAUAAACAGAACGAUUUAAUUAGCAGUAAUAACAGCAAUCUAUUAUCAUCACAAUUAAAUAUCAAAAUGGAACGAAUCUAUGAUGAUGCUAUGAGCACUGCUUCACCAACAAUGAAUACCGAGAAUACAUUAAAUCACAAUAUAAUUAAUAAAAGUGAUAUUGUGUACGAUUUAUUACCAAAACCACUGACGGGUAUAGAAAUACCUCGGUUUCCACCACAUAUCGCUGCAUUUCUUAAUGGUUCAGCUGAUCAAAAUCAAUUGAAUGCAUUAGUACAAGCAUUAUAUCAAGAAAUCGUUAAAUAUGAGUUAUAUCCCAAUGCAGACGAAUUACGUUCAAUUGUUAGUCGACUUGUUGAACGUUAUCCGAAUAGUGUACUAGUUAUUGGUAGUAUUGAAUUAUUGGUCAGAAAAUUAUAUUAUAAAUUUUGUAACGAACGAAAAAAAUAUCCUGUUGAAUUAAAACGUCGUCAACCAAAUAAACGUAAACGCUUAAUGCGUGAAGAUGAAUUAAUGUUAAAUAUGAUGUCAUCGCCAUCAUCAAUACCAAAUUUAAACAGUAAUGCUGUUAGUAUCAGUGAUCAACGUUUAGAUUCGAUGAUGUCAUGUUUUCUAUGGACAAAUAAUGCGAAAGAACUAGCAUUAGCCAGCAGUGCAUUGAAUGAAUCAUUGUUGGAGAUCAAUGAACAACAACAAACAAGUCCAAUAGUUAGUCCGUCAAAUCAUCAACAAAACGAAGGAUCACCGGCAUCAUCAUCUUCAGCAUCACCUCAAAACAACGUCGAUUUAAAUCGUAACAAUAAUAGUUUGAGUGUUCAACAUCCACUAAAUUUAUCCAUAUCUACAACAAAUCAUCUUAUGUGUUCAGAUUAA